Rubroshorea leprosula is the source of this 3058-nucleotide messenger RNA. The record is from the annotation of a GenBank genome assembly. NCBI's taxonomy places the organism in Eukaryota, Viridiplantae, Streptophyta, Magnoliopsida, Malvales, Dipterocarpaceae.
AUCCUCAAUAAACAAUUCUAAGUGAUAUCAUCGUUACAUAAAAUUUGUACUUUUUUAGUAAUUUAAAGAUUUUAUGCUGGUACUAAUUAACUUACCCAAGCCUUUGUCGAGAAAGAAUCGAAGUGAGUGGCUGUUUUGCUUCUGCAUCACUGAGAUGAGGAAGUUAGAGAGAAGAGAGAUGGAAUUCGCGGAGCUAAGAGAAGCAAUAGAGAAAAUGGAGCUGGUGGACGGUCAUGCUCACAACAUCGUCUCUCUGGACUCCAGCUUCCCGUUCAUCAAUUCCUUCUCUGAAGCCACCGGCGACGCCUUAUCCUUCACUCCUCACUCUCUCUCCUUCAAGAGGAAUUUGAGGGAGAUUUCUGAACUCUAUGGCACAGAAUCAUCCUUGGAUGCUGUUGAAGAAUAUCGUAGAUUAUCUGGAUUGCAAGCCAUUAGCUGGAAAUGCUUUAAAGCUGCAGGAAUCUCUGCUGUACUCAUUGAUGAUGGAUUAAAAUUGGACAAGAUGCAUGAUAUUGAGUGGCACAGAAGUCUUGUUCCAUUUGCUGGUAGGAUAUUAAGAAUUGAACGCCUGGCUGAGCAGAUUCUUGAUGGAGAGCCAGAUGGAUCUACUUGGACAUUGAAUAAGUUCACUGAAACUUUUGUUAAAAUGGCUGAUGGGAUUGUUGGCUUGAAAAGUAUAGCUGCAUAUCGAAGUGGUCUGGAAAUCAACCCUAAUGUCACCAAGGAAGAUGCUGAAGAAGGUCUUUCUGAAGUUCUACGUGCUGGGAAGCCUGUCUGUAUUACAAAUAAAAGCUUUAUUGAUUAUAUUUUCAUUCGAAGUUUGGAGGUUGCAAUAUGCUAUGAUCUUCCAUUGCAGAUACACACAGGCUUUGGAGACAAAGAUUUGGAUUUACGGCUUUCAAAUCCUCUUAAUCUUCGAACUCUUCUAGAGGACAAGAAAUUUUCUGGGUGUCGCAUAGUUCUUUUACAUGCAUCAUACCCAUUCUCAAAGGAAGCAUCAUAUCUAGCCUCUGUUUAUUCUCAAGUUUACCUAGACUUUGGUUUGGCAGUUCCCAAGCUCAGUGUUCAUGGGAUGAUAUCCUCAGUAAAAGAACUUCUGGAGCUAGCUCCAAUAAACAAGGUGAUGUUCAGCACUGAUGGUUAUGCAGUUCCAGAAACUUACUACUUAGGUGCCAAAAAAGCACGUGAAGUUAUCUUUUCUGUUCUUUGUGAUGCAUGCAUUGAUGGUGAUCUCUCGGUUGCUGAAGCCAUGGAAGCAGCUAAGGGCAUCUUUGCCCAGAAUGCAAUUGAGUUCUACAAGAUUAAAGCAGGUCUGAAAUCUGCAGAUCUAAAGGCUAGUUCAACUCCUUGCUUUGAUGUGGAGAAUGCUGUAGAUAUUGGUGCUUCAUUUGUUCGUAUUAUAUGGGUGGAUGCUUCUGGACAGCACAGAUGCCGUGUUGUUACAGCAAAACGCUUCAAUAAUGUUGUCAAGAAAAAUGGUGUUGGUUUGACAUUUGCAUGUAUGGCAAUGAGUUCACUUGUUGACGGUCCAGCUGAUGAGACAAAUCUGACAGGAACGGGUGAGAUCAGACUGAUGCCUGAUCUGUCGACUAGAUGGAAUGUUCCAUGGGCAAAAAGAGAGGACAUGGUCUUGGCUGACAUGCAUCUUAAACCUGGUGAGCCAUGGGAAUAUUGCCCAAGAGAGGCCUUAGGAAGGGUUACAAAAUUGCUAAAAGAUGAAUUUGACAUGGAGGUGAAUGCAGGUUUUGAAAAUGAGUUUUUUCUCUUGAAAAAGCUGGAAAGAGAAGGGAAAGAAGAGUGGGUUCCAAUUGACUCAACACCUUACUGCUCCACUGCUGCAUUUGAUGUUGUCUCUCCUUUAUUUCAUGAAAUCAUUGCUGCUCUUAAUUCUAUGAAUAUUGAAGUUGAACAGUUGCAUGCAGAAGCUGGGGAAGGUCAGUUUGAGUUGGCUCUGGGGCACACAACUUGUACUCCUGCUGCUGAUAAUUUAAUUUUCACACGUGAAGUUGUUAAGGCUGUUGCAAGGAAACAUGGAUUGUUGGCAACUUUUGUUCCAAAGUAUGAUUUGCAUGAUGUUGGCUCUGGAUCCCAUGUGCAUCUCAGUUUAUGGCAGAAUGGGAAAAACAUAUUCGCGGGAUCUGGUGGGUCCAAUCAGCACGGGAUGUCUACAGUUGGGGAGCAAUUUAUGGCUGGAGUUCUGGAUCAUCUUCCUUCAAUCUUGGCUUUCACAGCGCCAGUUCCAAAUAGUUAUGAUCGAAUACAACCUCAUAUGUGGAGUGGAGCAUACCAGUGCUGGGGAAAAGAAAACAGAGAAGCUGCAUUAAGAACUGCAAGCCCACCUGGUAUACCAGACGGUUUGGUGAGCAACUUUGAGGUUAAAUCUUUUGAUGGCUGUGCAAAUCCACACUUGGGCUUGGCUGCAAUAGUUGCUGCUGGAAUUGAUGGGUUGAGGAGGCAUCUUCAUCUCCCUGAACCUAUUGAUGGAGACCCGGCUGACCUUGAGGGGAAACUUAAAAGAUUACCUACAUCUCUUUCUGAAUCAUUAGAGGCUCUCAGGAAGGACAAUGUCUUGCAUGAGAUAAUUGGCGAAAAGCUUUUGGUUGCUAUAAAAGGAGUUCGAAAGGCUGAAAUUGAUUACUACUCAAAGAAUAAGGAUGCAUAUAAGCAACUUAUACACCGCUACUAAACCAAUAAAAUUAUAAACAGAGAUGAAAAGUUAGGUUCUUCAUAUGUGUUGCGUUCUAUAUCUGUGUUGUGCAUUCUGUAAUAUAAACUGUGUCAAAUGUAGCUUAGAUUUCCUUCCUCAUUAAUGUAUUCUCCUGUAUCCAUGUAUUGUCUCUUAUUCUCGAGGAUGAUAUAUUCUCCUUUUUCUAAAUUUAUUGGUUUAGCAGGUACUUGCUCUGGCAUCUAGAACUUCAAGUUUCUCUGUACAUGUAAAUUCUGUUCAGAAAACUUGGCACGGAGCAAAACCAAAAGUUCUGUGCAACCAACUAAUUCAACAAGGUCCUCUAAAUAUUCAUCUUAAGCAAAAACAGGGUAACAAACUUCACAUUACUAU